AUGACAUGCCAAGAUGUGUUCCCCAACACUGCCCUGGAAUGCAACCCCACAGCAAUGCCUGGAGUCACUGCCAACUCAGGACACCUGCAGCCACCCCACAACUCACUGCAGAAUGGAAUUAGUCCCAUUGUCCAGUAUUUCCCCAAAACCUUGAGGAGCCUGGGGAAGCCCGGAAGGUUUUGGUUAUGUUAUGUGUCACUGUGCUAUCGAGACUACUAUGGACAAGGGACAACAGUCACAGUAAAACCAUGGAUUGAGUCUCUGAUAGAGUCUGGGGGAACUGUGAAACCAGCCGGGAAAUCUCUACGUCUCUCCUGCACAGCCUCCAGCUUCAUCUUUGGGAACUCUGAGAUGGCUUGGUACCAGCAAGCUCCUGGGCGAGAACCAGAAUGGGUCUCCCACAUUGACCCCUCCGGGAGAAAUCCGUGGUACGCAGAGGCUGUGAGGGGCCGCUUCUCCCUCUCCAGAGACAAUGCCAAAGGCCAGCUGUACCUGCAGAUGGAUAAUCUGCAAGUUGGAGACAGUGGCCGGUAUUAUUGUGUGAGACUGGGACAGGAGAAAGACAAUAAUGCACAGCUAGUUUUCAGAAUUGGAACAGAGGUUACAGUGGAACCAAGAGCCCCAGCUGAAUCCCAGCCCACGUUAUUCAUUCUGAGGAACCAGAGCUUCGGUGGUUGCCUGGUGAAAGAUUUCUAUCCCAAGGAGCUGAGCCUGACUCUGUCCGCGCCCCGCCCACCACUCACUGAGCCUCUCCAGGCUACGGCCUCCUCCUCCCAGGGUACCUACACAACUGUCAGGAUUGGACAGUUCAGCAAGGAAGAUUCGGUGACCUGCUCCGUGUGGCAUGGCUCCAUGCAGAUAAACGUGACCGAAGGACAAGAUGCAGCCCCAGGUGGAGAAAAUCCUGAUGAAUCUGUCCUCAGCUGUUCAGAACAGAGCAUCACAGGAGACCAUGAGUGGGGCAACACACUGUCCAUUUUCAUUCUGGUGCUCAGAGUUCUGCUCGUGAAAAGUGUCGUACUCAAUGUUCUUCUAACAGUCCAGGCCUCGUGCUGCUGAGACUGCUGGAGCCUCCUAUCUGGAACACCACCACUUGCUACCCUUUGUUUCCACUGGCCCUGAAUCACUUCCCUCCCUAGUGACUGGAACAAAGAACUGUU
Ornithorhynchus anatinus (platypus) is the source of this 1160-nucleotide messenger RNA. Its product is annotated as immunoglobulin alpha-2 heavy chain-like. The coding region runs from base 1 to 1059 and encodes 352 amino acids. Gene Ontology annotation, biological process: defense response to bacterium; phagocytosis, recognition; B cell receptor signaling pathway. Gene Ontology annotation, cellular component: blood microparticle; immunoglobulin complex, circulating; external side of plasma membrane. Gene Ontology annotation, molecular function: antigen binding; immunoglobulin receptor binding. Lineage: Eukaryota; Metazoa; Chordata; Mammalia; Monotremata; Ornithorhynchidae. The record is from RefSeq and is a predicted model, not a curated record. The transcript has 8 exons.